This is a messenger RNA of Humulus lupulus (European hop), 2661 nucleotides long. Its product is annotated as indole-3-pyruvate monooxygenase YUCCA6. The transcript is spliced from 4 exons. Gene Ontology annotation, molecular function: N,N-dimethylaniline monooxygenase activity; NADP binding; flavin adenine dinucleotide binding. Lineage: Eukaryota; Viridiplantae; Streptophyta; Magnoliopsida; Rosales; Cannabaceae. Gene Ontology annotation, biological process: auxin biosynthetic process. The record is from RefSeq and is a predicted model, not a curated record. Bases 436 to 1761 code for a protein of 441 amino acids.
CUCUCUCUCUCUCUCUCUCUUGUGUUGAAUGCUGAUAUAGCUAAUCUCUAUAACCCCAUAGUUGUUGCUCAUCUUCCACAUAAAUCUCUCAUUGAACAAAACAGAGAUUAAAAAAUAAGAAGAUUUGUACUCAUUCUCGCGUGUGGAUAAUAUCCACUCCAGAAUUCAAGGAGUACUACUACUUUCUCUCACAAAAAACUUAACCCCAAUUCCUCUUAUUAUUAUUGUAGAUAAGAGAGAAAGAAGAAAAAAAGAAGUUAUUUUUACUCAAACCACGAUAGAGACUACAGAGAAAUCAGCCUCUUCUCAAAUGGGUUCUCAUCAAUUCCUCGCUUAAACACACCCACCACUCCAUUUUAUUUUUCAAUAAAAAAAUAUUUUUAUUAUUAUUUAUUUUAUAUUUUUUGUGGGGGUGUUGUUCUGGCAUUCUUGUCCAUGGACUUCUACUUGAGAGAAAUAGAAGGGAAACAAUCCCAUGACCCUCUUUUCGCAGAGGAAAUGAAAACGACGUCACCGUCGUCAAGAUGCGUUUACGUACCGGGUCCAGUGAUCGUCGGAGCCGGGCCAUCGGGUCUAGCCGUGGCGGCGUGCCUGAAAGAAAAGGGGGUGCCUAGCGUGGUCUUAGAAAGAUCCAACUGCAUAGCUUCCCUCUGGCAGCUCAAGACGUACGACAGGCUUAGUCUCCAUUUGCCUAAACAGUUCUGCGAGCUUCCUUUCAUGUCGUUUCCAUCGGAUUUCCCAACGUAUCCAUCGAAACGACAGUUCGUACAGUACUUGGAGGACUACACCCGAAGGUUCGAUAUUAGGCCGCGGUUCAAUCAGACGGUGUCAACCGCCGAGUAUGACCCCACCCUCGGGUUCUGGCGCGUGCGGACUAGACAGUACUGCUGCAACAACAGUAAUCCUAGUAGUGAUAGUGAGGGCAGUACGACGACGGAGUACGUGUGCCGGUGGGUGAUAGCUGCCACUGGCGAGAAUGCGGAGGCGCUAGUGCCGGAGAUUAAAGGUAUUGGGGAGUUUGGUGGACCCAUAAGGCACACGAGCUUGUAUAAGAGCGGCCACGAGUUUCGAGGCAAGAGAGUUUUGGUGGUUGGUUGUGGCAAUUCUGGGAUGGAGGUCUGUUUGGAUCUAUGCAAUUAUAAUGCUUCUCCUGCUCUUGUCGUUAGGGACAAAGUACACAUCCUACCACGAGAGAUGCUGGGAAAAUCAACUUUCGGGCUGUCCAUGUGGUUGCUCAAGUGGCUGCCCAUACGCCUUGUCGAUCGCUUCCUUCUAAUCGUGUCGAGGCUGAUAUUAGGCGACACCUCUCACUUCGGAUUGGACCGGCCGCCUUUGGGUCCCUUAGAGCUCAAGAACUUGUCCGGAAAGACCCCAGUUUUAGACGUUGGGACACUAGCCAAGAUCAAAAGUGGAGACAUUCAAGUAUUUCCAGGUAUAAAGCGGCUAAAACGACAUAGAGUGGAAUUUGUGAAUGAAACAACAGAGAAAUUUGAUGCAAUCAUCUUGGCAACAGGUUACAGAAGUAACGUACCCUCUUGGCUAAAGGAAGGAGAAAUGUUUUCAAAAGAAGAUGGAUUGCCUAGAAGGCCAUUUCCUAAUGGAUGGAAAGGAGAGAGUGGGCUUUAUGCCGUGGGGUUCACAAAGCGUGGACUCCUCGGGGCAUCAAUGGACGCCAAAAGAAUCGCGGAAGAUAUCGAGCGGUGUUGGAAAGCUGAGGCCAAGCACUGUACGCCCUUUACUAACUCAUCAACGACGUUGUAGUGAUCAUCAUCACCAUCAUCGAUCUUGGAUUGGCUUACAAAAGAGAAUCAGAGCCAGCUAAAGAAAAAGGAGAAAAAUUAGGAAAAGAUAUUUUGACUUAAGAGGGGGAAAAGGUUAAGAUAUUACACAAACACUUGAUGAUUGAUUUUGGAGGGUGGGAGAAAGGUUUUUCUUUUUCUGAUAGUGCCACGGACGAGGGACGUUUAGGGGGCAAAAAAGUCGCGAUGAUUCGCUGAAUCAAUCUCUCAUGAUAGGGAAAAGUGGAAGGAAAAGAAGAAAAAACAAAAGGGAGAGAUGAGUUAUAUCAGUGAUCCCUUUUUCAUGUGUUUCCAAAACUGACAUACGCUUGGGUUGGGAAGUAGCUAGAUACAUAGAGAGCUUUGGAAGGAAUAUUAUGAAAUUAAUUAACGUUUGAGAGUGAAAGAAGAAUGAAUGCGCGCUAGCUAGCUCAUCAACUAGUUAAUUGUACAUGAUCUUGUACAUUAUUGCCAUUUUUCUCUAAUUAGGUAUAAUUAAAUUAUUGACUUAUUUUAGGAAGGAGAGAGAUAUAACAUAUAUUUCAGAGACUGAAAUUAUGAUGGAAAAGAAGUGCGUAUGGGAUUGUUGGCACUCGAAGAACGAUGAAUAGAAGAAGACGACGGCCGGAACAAUUAUAUAUAUUUAGAGGCCGCUUUGGUAUGUGUUUUUUUUUACCUAUAUUUUUUAAUUACGGGUUUGGGUGGUGAUUAUAUUAGUAUAUAUAAGAGUAUAAUACUAAUGUUUUCUCUUUGAUUACUUGUUACCUAAUUGUAUGAUUUUUAUUAUUAUUAUUAUUAUUAUAUAUUCUCCCAUUCAGAGUACGGGGGAAGGGGUGUGUGUGUUUUUCAAAGUACUUCAAAGGAAAAAAAAUGACUUCUAAUC